AUGUCGGCUCCAUCAGGGCUUCAGAAGGAAGUCCUCGCGUUGUACAGACGCGCACUACGAAUGGUACGGACGAAACCGCCGCACACGCAGGACAAGUUCUCGCUCUUGGUUCGUUAUAUGUUUCAUGUCCAAGCGUCUGCCGUAUCACCCCGCAAUGUCUCAGCAAUCGAGCAUCUACUUAGACGCGGAAGAAGACAGAUAGAGUUGUACGAGAAUCCGUCUAUUAGAGACUGUCACAUUUCUCAGGAUAUGAGGGACUGGGAGCAAAGCCGGAGGAAAUAUCAUAGUCAAACCAGCUAG
This is a messenger RNA of Pisolithus orientalis, 300 nucleotides long. RefSeq lists its product as uncharacterized. The transcript is spliced from 2 exons. Gene Ontology annotation, cellular component: mitochondrion. Lineage: Eukaryota; Fungi; Basidiomycota; Agaricomycetes; Boletales; Pisolithaceae. The record is from RefSeq and is a predicted model, not a curated record. The coding region runs from base 1 to 300 and encodes 99 amino acids. Gene Ontology annotation, biological process: mitochondrial respiratory chain complex II assembly.